UGGAAGCUUGUUUGAUUUUAUCAGCUGAGUCUUCGCCAACUUGGCGCCCUCCAGAUGAGGGUCAGCGACUCCCCUCUUUCCUUACCAGGGAAGGUGUAGGGCGCCAUGUUCCAGUAGGACUGGCGGGGAUAAAACACUAGAACAUUAGGAAAGGGGAAACUGCGCUCUAACCGGCAGUUUUAUGACAUUAAUGCGCUUACAUUCUGACUAAGUUUUUGUUAAUAUCUGUGCAUUGUAUUAAAAAAGCUUCCUGUAUUGAAACUCUAGGAUCCAGAUAACCGUAUUGAGGAGAGAAAAAGAGAACGAUCCUGUUAGCCCAAAUGAACUUGAUUUAGAAAGAUCUGUAAAGAUUCAGUAGGAAUCUGUGGUGCUCUUUACCAUGAUUAUUAUGCAAUAGUGAGAGUACUUUUUGUUUUGUUUAAGUACUAUACAUGGACAGAAUUUUUUUUAUCUUUUAAGAAUCUGUCUCCCAGAAUUUGAUGAAGAAUUGCUUUAUUGUUGCACUGUUGCUUCUCUUUUAGUUCAUAAUUCAUAUUUAGUUUUGUGAAGAGAUUUUUGUCACUAGUUUAUUUUUAUUUUUUUAAUAAUAAUUUCUGUUGAUGUUUAAAAAUGCAAAGUAUAUAUAUAUAUAUAUAUAUUACUGUAACUCAGAAUCAAGUUACAUUUAUGCUGCCAAAGAUACUUGGCUGGAUUCAGAGGAUGCAAAAAUAUUGUUUAAACUCAUUUGCAACUUCAGAAAAUUGUGUGACUUAACCAUGGUUUGGCUGGUCAUAAGUAAAUGUGUCACAUCAACAUAGCUUCUGAAAGCUGAAAAUUAAAUGCUGACCUCAUAUUUCAGGUUCAGUCUCCCAAAUGUUAAGGUGGUAACAAGAGGAGUAGAUUUUAUUUUCAUCAGUUCCUUCCAGGCUGCUUCUUACACCCUAGGUUGAAUCAUUUAAGAAUGCCAUUCUGCUUAUUCCUAUUCAGAAACACCAUCAUAUUUGUUGGGAUUUACUCCAUGAAAUAUACUAGGAAUUUAACACAUUUAAUAUAUGCCUUUACCAAAAUUCAGUACAAAAAAAUCUCAUAAUAAUUACAAGGUAAUCCAACUAAAUUUGAAUCCAGUAAACAAAUAUUAACAUCAAAACAACUAACAUAACAAUGUAUUUAAAACAAUGCCAUGCAAUAAAUAGCAUUGAGUUUGUAGGCAUUCAUAAUCAUAAUUCUGGGCUCUGGUUUUAAGAUUCCUGCAUAUUUAUUUAUUUGAUAGAUUUGUGUUUAUCAAAUCAUCCGUCCAUCAAUUUUUUUCCUGUGAGGGUAUAUUGGACUGUAAGAAAAUGUAUGUCUCAGAGUCACCGAUGAAUUUCCAUUGGCUGUGAUAGGUUUAGAUGUGGAUCUCUCCAGGCCCAGUUAAUCACUAUGCUACAGAUCUUUCAACAUGUUAAACUAGACUAGUGUUAUGAUGAAAGUGUUGACCUGGUUCCCUAGACAAUUAGAAGGAUAGGCUAUGAAUGACUAUAAAUCUGCAGGUCUUCCAAAUAUAGAAAUUUUCCAUCUGAAGCUCUGAAGACAAUUUGCAGUCAGCUCUAGCUUGAAUAGGAAUUGAAGAUUAUAAUCAUUAGACCCUUUGUACAAGUACAGCCAAAGUGCCAAUUGUUCCUUCCAUAGGUUAGUAGUCAUUACAUCUGGUCAAUUAUACCUUUGUCAUUUCAUGUGUUAUUGCAACUGUUGCAUGAGAGCUCCUGAGUUCAGCUUAUAGUCAUUCAUUCACAUACAGCCCUAGAAAAUAGCUACACUCAAAUCACUUUCACUUGAAUGCUGAACCACAAAAGGUUCUUCAGAAUACAUGGAGACCCAGUGAAUUUAAAAUAACAGCAAAACUAUACUGGUUACAAUGUAUAUAUAUUAGCUCUUUCACACGGAAACUCUUAACUUGGUAAAGAUUCUUGAGAUAUUUUAAUGGUAGGUAUGUGAGAAUGACCUUGGGAGACAAGGGAAAGAGCCACAGCCAGGGGGACAAUCAGAUUAGAGGGAGUUUAGUUCUCAGCAGGAAUGUGGAUGUGGCCCCUCCCUAGUUUCUUGACUGUACAUAUGAUGGGGGUGGGGGAUGAGUGGGGGAGGAAUACUUUCAGGCUUGCAAGAUUCUAUUAAUGUAAGCUUAAACAGUAAAGCAGAAUUAGUUUAUCUGGGCAUGCUUCUCGUCUGCACUACCUCACAAGGCUGACAUCAGUUUUACCAGUAAUUACAGUGGCUCCUCCGCCUUCUUCCUAGGAUCUAGGUCAUUCCCACACACCAUUACAGAGAUAAAACAGAACAAGAAGAAACUGUGUCCCUCAAAAGACAUAGUUGAAAAUAAUUAUAUUGCUUAGAAGACAGCUGUCUUCAUUAACUGACAUUAACUCUUUAAGUUCUGAGAUUCUGUUUUCUUACAAGGCAUACCUGAGAAGCACAAUGGAUACAGCAAGCCACAGCCUGAUCCUCCUGCAACAACUCAACAUGCAGCGAGAAUUUGGUUUUCUUUGUGACUGCACUGUUGCAAUUGGAGAUGUCUACUUUAAAGCUCAUCGAGCUGUCCUGGCUGCUUUUUCCAACUAUUUUAAGAUGAUAUUCAUUCAUCAGACAAGCAGUGAAUGCAUAAAGAUUCAGCCCACUGAUAUCCAACCUGACAUAUUCAGCUACUUGCUUCAUAUAAUGUACACUGGCAAAGGACCUAAACAGAUGGUCAAUCAUACGCGGCUAGAGGAAGGCAUCCGUUUCCUGCAUGCUGACUAUCUUUCCCGCAUGGCAAUUGAAAUGAACCAGAUGCUUUCUCCGGAGGUUGUGCAGUCUUCAAACCUUUAUGGGAUUCAGAUUUCAACCACACAUAAGGCUGUGAAGGAGAAUCUCCAAGCAAAGGAAAAUUUAACCAACAUUGGUAGUAGAGCCACUAAUCAGGGAGAUCAUCCUCAGCUCCAGCUAUCUCUGGCAAUUGGGCUGGAUGAUGGGUCUUUGGACCAGCAGGUUUCCCAUCCUUCUACUAAGUCAGCUGUGAAACCACCAGAGGAGGCUGCAAAUCCACCUGUGACUAUAAAACAGGAGAAGACUGACCCAGAGCCAGUUGUGUCUCAGAGUCACACAUCAUCCUCCCCAAAUCUCAGGGGUCCAUCUAUUUCCAAAGAAAACCUCAAAGUUCAUUUAUGCCAGUACUGUGGGGAGCAUUUUGAAUCCCGGAACAAUUUGUGUGAACACCUGUUUACUCAUGUGUCAGGAUCAUUGCCCUUUAGGGUUCCAACCUCUAUCCUGGAAAGCAAUAACCUUAGCCAGCUGCAGCCUCUCAGUGAAAACUGUGAAGCUACUGAAAGUCACCGACUCAGUUCCUUCCUUCAGAAAGAGAAUGAGCACUAUUCAGAAUAUCCCAGCCACCCCAACCUACAGGCACUGCCAAUUGGCCAGCUCUCACUGGUGUCCAAGGACACAGAACCUGUGGAAUUAAACUGUAACUUUUCCUUUUCACGGAAAAGAAAGAUCAGCUGCACUGUUUGUGGUCACAAAUUUCUCCGAAAAAAUCAGCUUCUUGAACACAUGUAUACGCACAAAGGCAAACACUUCAAAUUUGGCCGAUACCAGCGGGUUGGCAAUACAGCAGCCAUCAAGUUUCAGCCAUAUGGUGACAAUUGGAUCCCAAGUAUGGCGAAAAGUGGCACUCUCUCACAAGGUCACGUGGAUUCACAAAAUGCAUUGGAUCCUGACCUCUCUCAAGAGAGCAUUGAUACCAUACUUGUGGAAUAGUUCUUUCCUUUCCUGUUCCCUUUGACCUGCAGGUUUGUAGCCUGUGCAUUCAUGCAUUCGGUCCUAUUGUAUGAAUACUUCUCAAAUGGUUUUUUGUUCUUCUGAAAUACAACAAGGCAGACGCCCUGUUGUAUGUUACCGUCCUAGUUGAAGGGUCAGCUGUUUUCCAGAAUAACCCAAUAAUGUAUGGCAUGAGGAAUGCAUGUGGAAAAAGCACAUGAUACAGCUAGAUCUUUGUACAUAUUUUUGUACAUAAAAUUUAUAAAAUAUUUUGUACAUAAAAUAUUGCUGGGAAAUACAAUCAAAGCCAUUGAAAGAAUGGAAGGAGGCAUAGAUUCCCAUGUAGGAACUUUUAGUUUCAGACUGGUUGCAGGAACUUAAAAGUCCAUGGAAUGCUAUUCUCUGUCAACAACAACAACAAAAAAAAAAACCACUUGGGUUGUGUACAUGCUUUGCUCAGUUCACUGUUUUUGAAGAUGGGAUAGUCCCAGAUAUUUUAAUAAUAUCCAUAUAAUGCUGGCAUGUCACCUCUAGAGCUUUCCAUGAUGCAUCAGGUUGGCAGGAUAACAAAGGGAAGUUGUAGUACUCAUAAAAAAUUUAUUGUAAAUCAUAUUUAAUUUCAAUUAAAUUUAUUUUAAAUUAACAUCCUGUUUAACGUUCUUCAGUUUAAAGAAAGGUCAUAGUGUGUCGUUGAUCAGUUAGUGUUACUAGUUAUGACGAAAUUAGAUUAAAUAAUUCAAGUACUGUAAAAUAAAAUUUCUGUUCAGUUGCACUAUUUCCUUUGUCGGCUAGAAAUUGUUACACAAAAA
Messenger RNA from Crotalus tigris (Tiger rattlesnake), 4556 nucleotides. RefSeq names its product zinc finger and BTB domain containing 25 (gene ZBTB25). The transcript has 3 exons. Gene Ontology annotation, cellular component: nucleus. The coding region runs from base 2431 to 3747 and encodes 438 amino acids. NCBI's taxonomy places the organism in Eukaryota, Metazoa, Chordata, Lepidosauria, Squamata, Viperidae. Gene Ontology annotation, molecular function: DNA-binding transcription factor activity, RNA polymerase II-specific; RNA polymerase II cis-regulatory region sequence-specific DNA binding; protein binding. The record is from RefSeq and is a predicted model, not a curated record. Gene Ontology annotation, biological process: regulation of transcription by RNA polymerase II.